This is a messenger RNA of Tympanuchus pallidicinctus (lesser prairie-chicken), 381 nucleotides long. RefSeq names its product acidic proline-rich protein PRP25-like. NCBI's taxonomy places the organism in Eukaryota, Metazoa, Chordata, Aves, Galliformes, Phasianidae. The coding region runs from base 1 to 381 and encodes 126 amino acids. The record is from RefSeq and is a predicted model, not a curated record. The transcript has a single exon.
AUGCAGCAGCCGUGGGACUGCGCACGGCCAUUGCCAGCAACACCCCGGCGCCAGCCCCAGUUGUUGCAGCAGCCGCAGUUCCCAGGACCGCAGCCUCACUGCGCCGGGCAGGACCCUGCCUUCGCCCCUUCGGGUGUGACCGAGCGCAGCCCCGCGGAGCACGGACGGACACGUCCCGUGGCAGCCGCUCGUGCCCAGAGCGAAUCGAGCGGGGCUGGGGCGCGGGGGGCAGUUGGGCCGCGGUAUCAGCACGGCCGCAGGAAUGCGGGCCGGCCCCGGGCCCCCGCCCCGCCCGCAGAGCAAACACGGCGGGGCCCGGCGGUACCGCGCGGUGCUGCGCCCGACGGGGGCCCCGUGCGGCGGCAGAUCGGCCGGGUUUGA